This is a messenger RNA of Rana temporaria (common frog), 2446 nucleotides long. It is a transcript of the gene LSR, whose product is annotated as lipolysis stimulated lipoprotein receptor. The coding region runs from base 84 to 1856 and encodes 590 amino acids. Gene Ontology annotation, cellular component: tricellular tight junction; plasma membrane. The transcript has 10 exons. Gene Ontology annotation, biological process: tricellular tight junction assembly; establishment of blood-brain barrier. Lineage: Eukaryota; Metazoa; Chordata; Amphibia; Anura; Ranidae. The record is from RefSeq and is a predicted model, not a curated record.
GGGCAGUGUGAGCGCGCACGGGGACGCGCGGGGAGUUUUGGGCGCACCUGGCGGAGUCACCUGAGGAGGAGUAGAGAGGAGAGAUGGCGGCGGAGAGGGGCUGGGUGACCGUCCUGUGUGUGUUCUACAUGGCAGGAUGCAUCAGUGGAAUGACAGUGACUGUAAAGAAUCCUUUCAAUGUGGUGGUCUUGUUCCAGCCGGUCACUCUGCAGUGCAACUACCAGACCUCAUCUCAGCAGCCUCCCCUCGUAACCUGGAAGUACAAAUCCUUCUGCAGGGAUCGCAUCGCUGAUGCUUUCAACCCAACCAGCCAGGACACCCAGAUCAAUAGUCAGCUGCAGGCCGCCAACCCCGGGUACAAUCCGUACGUGGAGUGCCAGGAUAGCUCCCGUACAGUCCGCAUGGUGGCCAGCAAGCAAGGCAACGCAGUCACUCUGGGCGACUUCUACCAGGGACGUAAAAUCACUAUUAACAACAAUGCAGAUCUCAGUAUUGAACAGACGGCAUGGGGAGAUGGCGGCGUUUACUAUUGCACCGUGUUCUCUGGUCAGGAUUUGUCGGGGAAUAAUGAGGCUUACGCUGAACUGCUGGUAUUGGGUAAAACCUCAGCGGUCUCUGAACUGUUACCAGACUUUCAGAUAGAUAACAUGGAAGAUUGGCUGUUUGUCGUGCUUAUUAUCCUUGCUGGCUUCUUCGUCUUCAUGAUGAUUGCCAUCUGCUGGUGCCAGUGCUGCCCACACACCUGCUGCUGCUAUGUGAGCUGCCCCUGCUGUCCUGAGAAGUGCUGCUGCCCCAGAGCAUUGUAUGAGGCAGGGAAGGCAGCAACAGCGGGAGUGCCUAGCAUGUACGCCCCCAGUGUGUACGCGCCUUCCAUGUACUCCCAUCCCAGCCAGAUGAAAGUUCCUCCACCCGGAUCCGUCAUCCAGAUGGGACCAAUGCAGCCCAUGUACAACGGCUACGGAAUGGACUUCGAUGCAGCAAGUUCUGUGGGCGGACACAGUUCCCAGGCUCCUCUGAUUCGAGACAACGAUGUACCAUCAAUGCGCAGUGGCUAUCGCAUACAGGCCAACCAACAGGAUGAUUCCAUGAGGGUCCUUUAUUACAUGGAGAAGGAGCUGGCAAAUUUCGACCCAACCAGACCAGGACCUGGCAGUAGAUUUGAAAAUGCUACAAUGAUGAGUGAAGUGAGCUCCUUACAUGAGGAGGAUCAGAGGAACAAUCUCAGGAACGGUAUGGAUCGCUUGCGCAACCAAGGAAUGUCUCCCAUCCGGGAUAUGGAGGAGGAAAGCCUCAUGGGAAGUGAUUACCGCCGCCCUCCGAUCCCUCGUCAGCCCCCUUAUGAUGAUAGACCCCGUCAUGCCCCACCAAUGGAGAGACGCGGCCGCACACGCUCUGUAGACGACCUGGAUGAAUUUAACAGGCGAGACCGACCCUACCGCGAUUCUCCCCCCGAGGGGCGAAGCCGAGGAAGACGCAAUUCCGACGACGAGAACAGCAGCCGAGGAUAUAGCCGCAGUAAGGACGGGCGCUCUCCUGAUCCCCGUGACGAUUACUAUGGCGGUAAAAGAAGCCGCAGCAGAGAUGACCUCCAAGAAGUGGGCCGCCACCGUAAAGACCCAGCGUACGACGAUCGGUUCCUUGAUGAGGUUUUGCGCAAGAAGCAGCAGAAAGCCGGCAGCCGCGAUGGUCUAGACAGCAUUCCUAAUUCUUCCCGCUCAGAUGGCAGAAAGAACCGCCAUGACGAUGAUGAUUUUCCACCGCCACCUCCUCCGUAUACAGAAACCGAAUCGGUCUCCUCUCGAGGGAAGAAGAUGAAAAGGGGUGAAGCUCUGAGUCGAGAGAGUUUGAUUGUUUGAGCCCAGAACCAACAAAUAUGGACCAAACCCUUCCGUUUGACAAGUGACCUAAUUUUAUUUUUUUUCUCUAAUCAUUCUGUCCUCGACUGGGGAUUUUUUUUAUUUUAUUUUUUAAAUCGUGUGAAUAUAAAGAUUUGAUUUACUCAGUGUAAAAUAGUUUAAAAGUGGAAAAAAAAAAUCUUUGUUACAAGAGACUAUUCUAAUGCUGGAGAUUUAGGAUUCGUUCACACAUGAGGAUGGGAGGAUGUAAACCCCUCCCUGAUUGAGCCACAGCUCUACAGUUAUCCCUUUAGCUGCCGAGGGGUAUACACAUGUUUCAAGAACUAUACACCCCUGUCGCUUUCAAGUGAAUGGGACCGGUUCUGUAAGUUCCCUGCAUGCGGUCGCAGCACGCCAGUGUGGGCUUUUAGGGGUUAAAGCAGAUGGUGAGGAGGCAAUUUAACACCACCUCACUGCCUAUCAAAUGCUCACGGAAUCGGAUCACUCUUCAGAGAGCAAUGCACAUGUGAACGAGCCUUUAGGGUUGAUUUUUUAUAUAUAUAUCUUUUUUUUUUUCACUGGCCUUGUAAAUAGUGUUUUUUUUUUUUUUU